Messenger RNA from Paramormyrops kingsleyae, 1836 nucleotides. RefSeq names its product gamma-glutamylcyclotransferase a (gene ggcta). Gene Ontology annotation, molecular function: gamma-glutamylcyclotransferase activity. The record is from RefSeq and is a predicted model, not a curated record. NCBI's taxonomy places the organism in Eukaryota, Metazoa, Chordata, Actinopteri, Osteoglossiformes, Mormyridae.
UUCUGGCUGCCCGUACAGUAGAGGGCGUCCAGAACGGCGAUGUCACUGAACCUUUUGGCUUAGUUUCUCGUCGUUACCAGCGCGGUAUUACCGGUUUUUAGAUAAUUUCACACUAUUCAGUGAUCUAAUGAGGUCCACGACUACUAUAUUUUGUGUCCUUUUAAGACGUUUUUGUUAGAUUUUUUGCACUGUAAACCCAGCUGUUCAGUAAUAGUGCAUCGUUGCUGUUUAUUUUCUGUCAAAGUGCCUUUACUCAGGAUGUCAAAUGUGGGUCACUUCAUGUACUUUGCUUUUGGAAGUAAUUUGCUGAAGGAGAGACUGCAGCUGAAGAAUCCGUCGGCGGUGUUUCACUGCUUAGGCCGACUGAAGGAUUACUGCCUUACCUUCGGCUUCACGGAAGAGCAGUUUGACAACAGGUGGCAUGGGGGAGUAGCCACUAUUGAAGAGAGCGAAGGGACUGACGUGUGGGGGGUGAUAUGGAAGAUGAGCAAAGACAACCUCGACAGUUUAGAUAAUUACGGACUCCUAUGGCUCAUGAGGUCUUGCGCCCCCUUGUGGAGGCAGGAGGCUGUCGACGUCGGCAUGUACAGCCCAUUGGAGGUGAUGGUGGAAACGGAUAGGGGGGCGAUCCUCUGUCGGACAUACAGGAUGAACAAGUUCAGAGCUUCCCCUCCGUCUCCACAGUACAAGGAGGUGGUGUGCCUGGGGGCCCAACAGAAUGGACUCCCCCCUGACUACAUCAAGAGACUGGAGGCAAUGCAGACCAACAACUACGCUGGGCCCUCCAUCUUAGAUGAAAUCAAAAAGGCAAUGAAGUGAAAACAGGAAGCAAAUGUGUCGCCGUGAUUGGUUAGGAUGGGUCUGAGCCAGCCAAUGGGGUGAGGGCGUCUGAGAAUCCAGUCGUCCGUUUGCUUUUCAGCUUCUUGUGACUGAACUGUAAAAAUAGGGCCACACAGAGACACUAGAAUCAUAUAGUACAAUCAUUAAUUCAGAAGGUACUUGGAUCACAUUUUUUGCAGAAAGCUUUCACAGGGGGCCAGAAGCCUUACAUCAUGAUUUUGUAUAAAAAUUUGCCAGUUUUAUGGUUAUCUGUAAAUCCCUUUUACAUGAGUAAUUUUUAUUGAAACGUAAAUAUGCCGUCCUAAUUUUUUUCAAAAAUCACAAAGAAGCUGGUCAAUCACAGACACUUCUCACUUCAUGACGAGUAUUUUAGUUUCACGAUGAUGUGACAGCGAUGCACGUUCCCGGAUGUGCGAUAUGCAUCCACGCAGACACGCUUCCAGUCUCUGUAGCGAUCGCAAGCACGAACAUCUCAUUUAACAACAUAUUGUACUGUGAUUUUUCUGUAUUUAACCAAAUUUACCAACCCUUAAUGUCUACUAAACACCCUAGUGUGUCAUCAUAUCAUAUUCAUAUUCGACGUAUAUUGUCAACUUACAAUCAGUUAAUCGGAAUGUAGCCCCAUGUUGAGGAACGCCUGUAUAUCAAAAACAAUGUAAUACUUACAAACAACAAUGCAAAUAGAUAUUUCUGACCAUUGUUUCGCAGACCUGAUAUCUGAAACUAAAGACAUUAACAACGCUUUAAAAAUUCAGAUUUGGUUCUGUUUUUCCACUGUCAUCCAUGUAACAGUGAUGUGAUCUGUAUUUCAAAGGAGACACAUUAAAGUCAUAACCUGUAUCGAUCAUAGAAUAGGAAGAAGGGUUCCAGAACUGAUCCUCUGCAACCUCUGAGUGGACUCCGAGUCCAAGGAAUUUCAUUACAGGUAAUGAUGUUCCAUUGUUAUCUGUAUAUGAGAAUAAACUUGAAACUAUUAUUAAAUCUUCCCAACAACAA